Molecule: messenger RNA, 2786 nt
Organism: Astrephomene gubernaculifera
Lineage: Eukaryota; Viridiplantae; Chlorophyta; Chlorophyceae; Chlamydomonadales; Astrephomenaceae
Source: the annotation of a GenBank genome assembly
AGAAUAAAACACAUUCUUAGAGAGCUUUCAUAUAUAUUUGCGACUCUCGGCUCGAAUCAUUGGUGUGGAAGGCUUGUUGGUUGCUUUUCGGCUGUAGGCUUACAACCUUUCCUUAUGCUUUUUGUCAUGGGAAUGAGACAAUUCCGUUAGGAAGCCUUUCUAACUUAGGGAACAAAACACGAUGGCGGAGGUGAAGAAGAAGAUCAAGCCAGGGCAGAUAGAGGUUCACCCGGAGGAGCUUGCCAUAGUCGUCCACUACGAGGUUCAAGAAGUUAGCACCUUGCCAGAUGGCACCCAAAAAGUUAUUAGCAAGGAGCCCGGCGAGAAGAAGAUUUCCGUCAAGUCUUUGUCAGACAAGACAAACGUGCCCUUGUUAGCAACCGAGAUCAUUGCAAAAUGCAAGCUCAUUCAUCCCUCGAAGACCGGUCAAGUGGAGGAGCUAUUAUAUCAGCUGCAACACCGCGGUGCCGGCGAUGAUGGCAAGGCUACAGCUAAGCCAGCGUCAGCAUCGGCGGGGGGAGCGCCCGCCGCUAAGUCCUCGCCACCAAAAGCCACACCCGCUCCGGCGCCUGCUCCGGCGGCCGCAGCACCCCCGCCCUCCCCAGCCAAGCCUGGUCCCCCGCCGGGAACCCCCUCGAAGAAGCCGCCCGCUGCCAGCCCGGCUCCAGCUGCUAUGCUCAAUGGGAAGGCGCCGGUCAAGGCUCAAAGCAGGCUUGAUGCAGAGGCCGAGGAGCGCGCUGAGCUGCAGCAGCGGCGACAGACGCAGGCGAUGCAGAUCUUCAAGAUGCAGCAGAAGCAGUACGAGCAGGCCUACAUGACCAAGCUUGACGAGUACAUUGAGGGGCUGUACGAGGAGGAAAUGCCCAAGAAGGUCCGCGCCACCGGCAUGAUUGCACAGCUCUUCAGGAACACGGAGAAUUUUGAGACGCUGCUGAGCCACGAGACGCUGCUUCAGACGCUGGCCCGCGUGCUACGAGAGGACGGCAAGCGCUCCAUUGACCUGUGCACCAACAUCGUGUCCGUGUUCUUCUCCGUCUCCAACUUCACGCAGUUCCACGGCCUCAUCAUGCAGAACCAGGUGGGCGCUCUGACCAUGGACCUCAUCGACCUGGAGAUCAAGCGCACGGAGCACAGGGCGGCUGAGGAGGGCAUCUCGCCUGCCAUGGUGGCGCAGAAGGCGCUGGAGGCCAGCCAGGGACAGGUGACUCUGAGCGAGCGCGAGAAGAAGCUGCUUGCGCUGAUUCAGAAGCAGGACCGGCUGCUGUACAUCGCCUUCUACAUGCUGCUGAACCUGUCGGAGGAUAUCGAGGUGGAGCGCAAGAUGAAGAAGAAGAACAUCGUGGUGUACCUGGUCAAGAUGCUGGAGCGAUCCAACGUGGAGCUGCUCAUACUGGCCACCACCUUCCUCAAGAAGCUCUCCAUAUACAAGGAGAACAAGGAGACCAUGGCGAGCUGCAAGAUCGUGGAGAAGCUGAUGAAGUUCGUGCCGGUGCUGAACGACGUGCUGCUCAUGUCGGUGCUGCGGCUGCUGCACAACCUCUCCUUUGACCACACCCUGCGGGAUGACAUGGUCAAGCACGGCCUCAUACCCAAGGCUGUGGACCUGAUGACCGUCCCCCGCUUCCAGCCGGUGGUGCUGGGCCUGCUGUACCACAUCUCCAUGGAGGACAAGUACAAGAGCCUCUUCACCUUCACGGACUGCCUAAACAAGAUGUACGACAUGCUCAUGCGCGUGCAGGACCUGCGCAACACGCCCGAGCUCAUCGCGCUGGCGGUCAACCUCACACAGAACCCGCGCAACGCAGAGACCCUGUGCGAGGGCGACCGGUUCGACAAGAUGAUGCGCCGCGCCUUCCAGACGUGCGACGAGCUGAUGUUCAAGGUGCUGCGCAACCUGUCGCAGCAGGACGGGCUGUCCAUCAAGCGCCGCUUUGGGCCCUACGUGGAGCAGCUGGUCACAUUGCUGAGGGCUCCCGACAUCACCGCCGAGCUGUUCGUGGAGGUGCUGGGCUGCCUGGCCAACCUGUACAUCCCCGAGUUCGACUUCCUGGGGCUGGUACGCAAGCACGACCUGCUCACCUUCCUGGCCACCUACGCGCAGCCGGGUGCGGUGGACGACGACAUACUGCUGGAGGUGGUCAUGUUCGUGGGGGUGCUGUGCAAUGAGGGAACCGCGCCGCUCAUCUGCCAGAGCGGGCUGGUCUCCACGCUGUUCACCCUGAUGGGCGACAAGAAGGAGGACGACGAGUUCGUGCUGCAGAUCGCCUUCACCUUCCACAAGUUCCUGCUGCACGACGAGACGCGCACCAUGCUGCUGACCAACACGCAGCAGGUGGUCUUCUACCUUGUGGACCUGCUGCAGGACAAGAACAAGGAGGUUCGCCGCGUGGCGGACCAGUGUCUGGACAUCAUCAUGGACACGGACGAGGAGUGGGCGGUGCGCAUCCGCAACCUCAAGUUCGAGUCCUUCAACCAGGAGUGGCUGGACGUGGUGGCGCAGCCGCCCGACCAGAUGGCAGCGCAACACGCCCGGCCCCGUCACGGCUACGACGACGCCGAGGUGGACUACAGCGGAGACGGCUACGGCUACCAGAUCAGCGACCAGCGGUUGGUUGCGGACUUCGACGACCUGGGCGGCGCCAACGGGGGCGCCACGUGGGGCCCGGGCGACGAGGGCAUCAUGCACGCCAACUACGACGGCUACGAGGGCACGUACGACGAGGAGGAGCUGCGCCGGGGGUACGCCAUGUGAGGUGUGGAGCGGCAGGAGGAGGAGUUGGAGAUGG